GCACCCGGACAUCACGGGGGAUAGAGAGCCCGUGUUCAACGAAGUCGCCCGGAGCGACCUUGUCGCGCAGUACGUCGGGCAGACGGCUCCAAAGGUGCAGAAGGAGGUGAACAAAAGCCUCGGGGGCGUUUUCUUCCUGGACGAGGCCUAUUCGCUGGUGAACGGCGAGCGCGACCAGUUUGGCCACGAGGCGGUUGACACCCUCAUCAAGGAGAUGGAGGACAAGCGCGCAAACUUCGUGGUGAUCUGCGCCGGCUACGAGGAUGAGAUGGAUGCCUUCUUCGACAGCAAUCCUGGGUUUAAGUCCCGGGUGCCUUUCACCUUCUUCUUUGAGGACUACACCUGUCCACAGCUCAUGGAGAUUGGACUGUUGUCGCUGAAGCCCAAG
Molecule: messenger RNA, 388 nt
Organism: Symbiodinium sp. CCMP2456
Lineage: Eukaryota; Dinophyceae; Suessiales; Symbiodiniaceae
Source: the annotation of a GenBank genome assembly